AAUAGUCUCCGGCUUUUGUUCAUGUGCCUCGUGUCGUGUCGUAGGCGUCAUUGCUCUUUUUGUUGUAUUUUAAAACGUUUUUUAAUGAUUUUUGACCAUCGCCCUUCAAUCCUGCGUCCGUGUGUGUUCCUUUUUAAAGUGUCUCUUUUGAUUUAAAGAGUGAAAAGCACGUACACAUAUUUGUGUACUGUAGUAUUAUUCUGCGGUGGCAAAUUGUCUAGCUAGAUUCGCAAUGCCUCAAAAUCAACACGGACCACCCAGCUGGUCGACGAAGGAAAAAUUGGUGCUGGUUUCCUGCAUGCAGAAGUACAAUAUUCCUUUAUUGUCCCCGAACCUGACGCUGAUUUCGUCCUGUUUGCAAAGCUUCUUUGACAACGACCGCUCAUCCUCAAACACGCAAAGGGCAAAGGACAAGUUCAGUGAGAGAAAUUGCGCUGAACAUCUGAAAUUGUUGCUGAAAGAGUUGGGAGAAAGCAAAGCCAAAGAAAGAAACCGAGACACUCCGUUGCUUCAAUACAUGGUGGAUCAGCUGCGAGAGAAGAGAAUGGAAGAGAUCUUAACUGAAAUGGAGGCUGUGCGAAAAUCAUACAGGGCUUUGAAAGAGGAAGAAGUUGAUGAAAAAAGCUUGGCCAAAGAGGUUGAGACUGAAGAGGGCGAUGAAUUGAAAGUGGUUCUUGAGAAACGAGGAACGUGCAAGAAAUUUGGUGAAGAUUCCAUACUUGUGAAGGAAAAGGAAGUAGUGGAAAAUACAGUGGCCUUAGAAGAGGAACCAAAAGCCGUAGAAGUUGCUACUCGCAUCAAUUCCAUGAAUCCAGUCGUUAUACUUACUGACAUUUUUGCUUUUUCGAAAAAGCGCUCUGUAGCUCCAGUUCUCACCACACCAGACAAAGCUUCUAAGCACUCCUCAGAACUGGUACAGAUUAAGUCUGCGCCAAGCAUUCUUGUUAAGGGACAGUCAAUUCUUCUGCCAGUAUCUCCAACUUUCACAGAUGCCCAGCAAAAAACUCGUCCGCGUGCAAAGUCAACUUCUCCUGUCGCUCGAAAGAUUCCUAACAUCUUGAGGCAACGAAAUCCCAUCAAAUCAGUCAAGACUGACGAAAUUAUCAAAGUCAUGAAGGAGUCUCCAGAAGAUGCAAAACCAGUGGAACAUAAUGAAAAAACUCCAGUGGAAAAUUCUUCUCUUGUUGAGAAAAGUGGAGAUGCCACAGUUCCUCUUUCUCAAGCCUCAACAGUUCCUUGCUCGGACUCCAGCUACUCUGACGGUCUAUUGAAAAUUUCAGCAGAACUCUCAAAAUCUGAGGAUCAGGGCUUCAUCUUCUCUAGUGACAUUGCUGAUUAUGCCAUCGAAGAGAUUGUCGUAGAUUCUGUUGAAAUUCAGCUAGAUCCUUCCAUUGGACUGGGCAGUGAAAAGCUGUCAGUUUCACUCGACGAGACUUCGCAGGAAAUUGGACACAAUGACAACACAGAAGAUAACUCGGAUGAGGUCCUCGAGGAUCCUUUCAUGGGACUGAGCAGUGAAAAGCUGUCAGUUUCACUUGUAAAGGACGAGACUUCGGAGGCAAGUGGACACCAUGACAGCACUACAGAUAGCUCAUUGGAUGUGGUCGUCCUUGAGGGAAAGUCAAAUUUACUUUAUAAGCUUCUCUCUCAAAAUCCUUCCUCGGAAUCUGACCUACUUCAACCAACACCUCCAACUGAUUUUUCGUUGGAGGAAGCUGUGCUCCCAGCCACUCCUGACGUGAAGAGCGAAUUGACCAAGACACAGAGGAAGAUUUUGGCAAACAUGGUUGAACAGUUCAAGCUACACAAACACUCUUCUCUUUUCCUCAGGCCACCAAAUCCUAAAGCAAAUAACCAGUUAUACCUUGGCACAGUCAAAAGGACUAUGGACCUACACACUCUGAAGAGGAAAGUUGAUUUGGGAUGUAUUUCUUCGUUGGAGGAGUUCCAGAGAGACCUGCGGCUUAUUUUCAUGAACGCUGUCAUGUACUACCCUGUGGAAAGUGACAUUCCAGAAAAAGCCAUUGCCAUGGAGAGAGACUGCUUUGCCACUCUGAGCACCAACAUAGCAGCACAAUGGAACUCGGAGACCAAGAAAGUUUUCCGAAAUGGAGUACCAGAGGACAUGAAACACCUCAGCCACCUUCAUGAGAGCAGUGGGUCGCUUGCUCCAGCUUCGUCCACUAGAGGAAGACUUUCAGUUGAUCCUCAAAGCUUUUCUGAGGCCACAAGAAUACUCAAGCUUUGAUGAAUGGAAUUCUUAUUCUAGCAAGUAACUUUCUAAUUUAAUUUUCCAUUUAAUGGAGAAAUGAUUUAAACAACAAAGUUUUUGAUUAUCAGUGUUACUAAUUAAUGUUUGAAACCUAAAAUUGGGUACUUUUGCGGAGUAGCAAUACGAGAAACAUAAUUGAAUAGUUGAAAUUUAAACUUUUCCAAAUUUUUUGUUUGGAUUUAGAUGCGUUGAUCAGCAAUGUAUUGUACAAUGAUUUGACCUAAAAUUUAGAACAAACUUUACUCGCAAGGUUGCUCAUAUAAUAACUUCUUAUCUGUUGUGCGGAGCACUGAAAUCAACUUUGGAAGUAACUUGAAGCAUAACAUGUUAUGAUGAGUUUUUUUUCUUUUUAAUUUUCUGCUUAGUUGGUUUUUUUAUUGCCUGGUAAAAUUUUAUAAGUCAAAAGAAAGAAGAUUAGAACUUUCCCCACCAUUAUGGAUUAACUCAUUGAAAAAUAAUAAAAAAAAUGUGCUUUCUAACAAGCCUGUUUUAGGCCAUCAAUAAUCGCGUACUGAAAAAUAAUAUUUUUGAUAGAGAAAAUAGCUAAUAUUGUUUAUCCACUGUCAAUAGAAUUAAAAUUUCUAAAAUAUAUGUGGCCUGAACGAAUGAAACAUUUUAUUCCGCUAAAUCUUA
Molecule: messenger RNA, 2905 nt
Organism: Neocloeon triangulifer
Lineage: Eukaryota; Metazoa; Arthropoda; Insecta; Ephemeroptera; Baetidae
Product: bromodomain-containing protein 8-like
Exons: 12
Coding region: 233-2248 (671 amino acids)
Cellular component (GO): NuA4 histone acetyltransferase complex
Molecular function (GO): protein binding
Source: RefSeq, a predicted model, not a curated record